This is a messenger RNA of Trichomonas vaginalis G3, 645 nucleotides long. Its product is annotated as nitroreductase family. NCBI's taxonomy places the organism in Eukaryota, Parabasalia, Trichomonadida, Trichomonadidae. The transcript has a single exon. The record is from RefSeq and is a predicted model, not a curated record. Bases 1 to 645 code for a protein of 214 amino acids. Gene Ontology annotation, molecular function: oxidoreductase activity.
AUGUCGAGUGAACAAGCCUCACAUAUGAGCUUCUAUGAAGCAGUUGAAAAGAGAAGAAUGGUCUGUGACUUCCAAGAUAAAGAAGUUCCAGAAGCUGUCUUGAAAAGAAUUAUUGAUGCAGGUUUAAAGGCUCCAACAUAUGAUCACCUCAGAAACUGGGAAUUUAUCAUAGUGAAAGAUCCUAAGGACAAGAAGCAUGCUCUUCAAUUCAUUGAGCAAUCAACACCUGCUCAGCUCAAGAUUUUGGAAGAAACAUUAUCUAAAGGCUCAGCACAGGAGAAGAUGUAUUCAAUUGCUAUGCCAAGACAAUAUUCCAUGCUUUAUAAUGCAUCAUAUAUUGUUUUUCCAUUCUUCAAAUCCACACCAGAUCUCAUGCAUCCAACAUGCGUCAGUUCAUUAAACCCAAUUUCCUCUAUUUGGUGUGUAAUUGAGAACAUUUUCCUUGCUGCAACUGCUGAAGGUUUGGCCUGCUCUAUGAGAAUCCCUGUUGGAGAAGAAGGACCAAAUGUCGCAAAGGCUAUUGGCGCACCAGAUGACUACCUCUUGCCAUGCUAUUUGGGAAUUGGAUAUCCUUUGGAAGACAGACCAAAGAUUGAGCAAAUCCAAUUCACAGCCGAACAAAAGGUGCACUAUGGCAAAUGGUAA